AUGGCUUCAAUUGUGACACAAGAUAAUGUAGCUAGUGCAGAUGAGAUAGAAAUAGAACUUGGAGUAAUCCAACCAUCAGAAGGUAGUUCAAAUUCACAUACACGUGCGAGUUACAAUGUAAAACGGAAUGAAGACAUCACACCCAACAAUGCAAAACUAUGUACCGUGAAACAAGGCAAUGACAAUGAUGAUAUACAAGUAAUCACUUACAAUGGGGAUGCAGAUCAAACUGUAAAUCGUCAGAGUUAUCAUAUUAACAGACCCUUGUUCUCUGAGAAAGAUUUCCAAAAUGAAUAUAAAGAGAAUGAUCUCCAUUAUGUACCGUACAACCAAAAAUUAAAAAAAAAGAUCAAGAAUUGUCGAUGCGGUAAAAGUUGUUGCAAGGGAUGUAUAACAUCAACUUUUCCAAUCUUUGGAUGGCUACCUCGUUAUGCAGUACGCAAACAACUGCUAAGGGAUAUUAUAGCAGGUACAACAGUCUGUGUCAUGAACAUACCACAAGGUAUGGCAUAUGCUAUGUUGGCAUCAUUGCCUGCAGUAUAUGGUCUAUAUCUAAGCUUCUUUGCUCCCCUUGUAUAUGCAGUGACAGGAACUAGUAAAGAUCUAGCAGUUGGUACAUAUGCAAUUGGUAGCCUAAUGGUGAGGGCAGCUAUACAGGAUGUAGUACCCCAAUAUCCUCUCGAUGAACCUCCUACUAAUUAUAUGGAGUAUAAUAACACAAAUACUACAGCAAUAUCACCACCAGAAUGGAACAGAGAACAAGAAUUGGUGGAUGCUGCUGUUAUAAUGGCUCUUUUAGUGGGCGUUAUACAGCUGGCUAUGGGCAUUCUACGUCUUGGUUGGGUUACUGUAUAUUUAUCUGAUCCGUUUAUUAGUGGAUAUCUUACUGGAGCUGCUUGUCGUGUGUUUACAAGCCAGAUAGAUGCCAUGGUAGGCGUGAAAGUAAGAGGUCAUCCUGGUUUACUUGGACUUGUAUAUACAUAUCGAGAUUUACUGGCAAGUGCUGCAGAUUGGAACUACGUGACUAUAUUGAUAUCGAUUUGUUGUGUACUAAUCCUAAUAUCAAUUAAAGAAAUAGAAACCAAAUAUAAAAGACAGCUGCAUGGGUAUCCCCUAGGCUCAGAAAUAAUAGUGGUAAUAUUGGGAGUAUUAUUUAGUUACCUAUUAAACUUAGAAGAAGAUUAUAACGUUAAAGUUGUUGGCGAUUUACCAGCUGGGGUGCCUGCACCGAGUCUUCCUUCAACUACAUACCUCACUUCCUUGAUUGGUCCUGCAUUUCCACUAGCUAUUGUGUCAUAUGCCAUUGCUAUUGUUGUUGUGUCGUUAUUUGCUCAGAAAAAGAGAUACAAGAUAGAUGCAAACCAGGAACUGAUAGCUUAUGGGGCAACUAAUGUAGUGGUUUCAUUUUUGUCCGGUUUUCCUGCUAGUGCUGCACUGGAUCGUAGCUUAGUCCAGGACUCUGCUGGAGGCACAUCACAAAUUGCUGGUCUGGUCAAUAGUGCAUUGAUGUUGGUGGUACUGCUGUGGAUUGGACCUUUAUUUGAGGCGUUGCCAACGGCGAUACUUGCUUCUAUUAUAGUUGUUACUCUGAAAGAAGUCUUUCGCAAAAUUCUAGCAGUCCCAAAACUCUUCAAGGCUGAUUUACUAGACUUUCAUGUGUGGUGGGUAAGUUGUGUUGCUGUACUUUUGUUUAAUGUUGAUUUUGGACUUGUCAUUGGAAUUGGAUAUUCCAUAUUCAUGCACGUGUGGAGAACACAGGAACCACCAUGUGCAUUGCUGGGCAGAGUAGAUGGAACAGAUCUAUACAAGGAUAUCAAACAGUAUUCAGAUGCUACAGAAUCUCGUGGUAUUAAGAUAUUCUGCAUGCAAUCGUCACUAUACUUUGUAAAUAUUGCUCACUUCAUGGCAAAGAUGUACAAGCUGACAGGAAUCAACCCUAGAAAAAUAUUGCAAAUCAAAGCUAGGGAGGAAGAAUUUGAAGAAAGAAACAAGAAGAAGCAAAGCAAAGAAAUGAAGAAAGAAGGUGUAUUGACAUCUAGAGAAACAGGAGAGGGCAAUAUACUGACACGGAGACAAGGACACUACAGCCAGCUAUCUGCCACUGUGAGUAACGCAAUCAGUGACAACAUGGAAGAUGAUAAAGACGUCAAUGAAUGGGACAAUGAACAUGAUGAAGACAUCCAUGGUUUGGAAGAGGGUGAUGGAUUAAUUAAAGAAGACAAGAUCCACACAAUUAUCAUCGACUGCUCUUCUCUUAACUUUAUUGACUCUACGGCAUUAAGUGGAUUACGACAACUUUUCAAGGAGUACCAUAAACUUGGAAUCAAGAUAUUGCUAGCUAACUGUAAAAAGGAGGUUCGUGACUUUCUUUCUAGAUGCAAUUUUUAUGAGGACGUUGGAUAUGAGGAGAAGUGUUGUGUAUUUGUCACGGUCCACGAUGCUGUCCUAAGUGCAGGUAAGCUACCAUUGACAAAGAAGAAAUCAUUACCAACUACAAAUCAUUUAUAA
Messenger RNA from Saccoglossus kowalevskii, 2508 nucleotides. RefSeq names its product prestin-like. NCBI's taxonomy places the organism in Eukaryota, Metazoa, Hemichordata, Enteropneusta, Harrimaniidae. Gene Ontology annotation, biological process: transmembrane transport. Gene Ontology annotation, cellular component: membrane. The record is from RefSeq and is a predicted model, not a curated record.